Messenger RNA from Trichobilharzia szidati, 1037 nucleotides. The record is from the annotation of a GenBank genome assembly. Lineage: Eukaryota; Metazoa; Platyhelminthes; Trematoda; Strigeidida; Schistosomatidae.
GCACCUGACGGCAUUCAGCCUCAGGAACCUCAAAACUGAGGUUUUUAUAUAACAUUUCAUUUCUUAUGUUCAAUGUAGUGUCGUAUUUCAUAGGAAUCCUGUGUUUUUGGUUAUUUAAAGCGUCACAACGUGUGCUUUUAAUAAUAGUAACACCUCAGUGAAAGAAAUUCGCAAUCACUCUAUGUCAUUUCUAAAUUGUUUCGCUUAUGUCCAUAUAUGGGGUCACGUUAUUCUUCCCAUCUAGAUAUAGUCUCAAGCACGAAUUCAACAUUGUUAUGUAUCUUUCACUGUGCAACAUGUUUGUUUUUCAUGUGGUAAUUUCAUUUUUCACUAUAGAAUUUUAUGAGAUAACUGAUGUCCCAGAAUCCCGUUGUCGUGUUUUAUUGAAAACUAACGAGUUUUGGCUUCACAUUCUAAACGUGGGUUGUGAUGAUUCAAUAAGUGCCACUGCGGUUCAGAAUUCUUUGCCGGGUAGUACACACCCAAACGAUGAAUCACAAUCGGUAUGUGCAUCAGUCAGUAGCUCUUAUGUUGGUGGUCUUCGUGAUGAGAAUUUUCAGGCAAAAGAAGAUUUCCAAAUGAAGUCCACUUCGCCAGAACACCAGUGUGAAAUAGAUUCGUCUCCUGGAGCAAUUGAAAGAAAUGCAGAUUCACCUGUGUUGAGUACCCAGUCAUCCUUAUUCUGUGAUGUCUGUCAAGUACCAUUUACAUCGAUUAAAAAUAAAGAAGAGCAUGAGAAUGGUAAAAUGCAUAAAAAGCAAAUUGUGUUGAAGUCAAAAUGGAGUGGUCAUUUGAGUAUGAGUCAAUCAUUGAGCAUUACUGGUGACAUACAAGAAGGUUCGUCGAAGAAUCACAUUCACUGGUCACCAGGAACACAGAGUUUUAUGAACACCAAUUCAACUGCCGACGAAACUGUCGAUUCCCAGCCCCAACCCACAAUGCGAAAUACUGAUGAAGGGGAAAUCACCGUCGUCUAUGUCGAUUGUGCCUGACGGAAAUAUUAAUCCUACUUCAUGAUCUGAAUGGUAAUCCACAUA